AAAGCCACAAAGAAAACGGACAAACCCAGGCCAGAUGAGAAGGAUGACCUAGAUAUAACAGAGAUGAGUAAUGAAGAUCUUCAAGAGCAACUUGUGAAGUAUGGAGUAAAUCCUGGCCCGAUUGUAGCUACCACUAGGAAACUUUAUGAGAAGAAACUUUUGAAACUGAUGGAGCAAGGUCCGGAACAGAAGGCACCUGUGCCCCUCCCAGAGAUUUCCUCAACUGCUGAGAACACCAGACAGAAUGGAAAUAGUGAUUCUGACCAGUACAGUGACAACGAAGAAGAUCCGAAGACUGAGCUGAGGCUUGAGAAGAGAGAACCAUUAAAAGCCAGGAUGAAGACUCCAGUAGCACUCAAACAAAGAAGAGUUGUUGAACACAACCAGACCUAUUCUCAAGAUGGAGUUACUGAAACUGUCUGGACAAGUGGAUCUUCAAAAAGUGGACCUCUGCAGGCAUUUUCUAGAGAGUCUACAAGAGUGUCAAGAAGAACACCAAGGAAAAGGGUGGAGGCUACAGCACAGUUGCCUGUAGAUGAUGCUGUAAUAUCAGAGAGUACUCCCAUAGCUGAAACUAUAUUGACUGCAAGCAACGAGACUCUAGUUGUCAAUAGGGUGCCUGGAAAUUUCAAGCAUGCAUCUCCUACGCUGUCUAUCAGUGAACUCUCAGACUUGCCCAGAAGAACACCAAAGAAACCACUGAUGACAGCUGAACAAGAAGAGGCAGAUCGCCCACAUCAGUGCUUUUUUAACCGUGUUGUCCACAACCAAUCCUGUGAUGUGCUCAACACAGCCAUGAUAGAGGUGCUGGAGAGAAUCCCUGCAGAAGAACGAAGAGCAGAAAGGGAUAUCCUUAAGGAAAUGUUCCCGUAUGAAGUAUCGACGCCCACAGGAAUUAGUGCUAGCUGCCGUAGACCCAUCAAAGGAGCUGCUAGCCGGCCUAUAGAGCACAGUGACUUCAAAAUGGAGGAAACUUUCUCUAAGUAUGCUUCAAAAUAUGGUACCUCAACUGACAUCAAGUCUGAAAAACCACCACCAAAAAAAGAACACUCCAUUCCCCUAUGGAUAAAAGUUCUUCUCUUUGUUGUUGUUUCGGUCUUCUUGUUUUUGGUGUAUCAGUCUAUGGAAACUAAUCAAGGAAAUCCUUUCUCUAAAUACCUGAAUAUUGUCUCUCAGAGUGGUGCCAAAUGAGUAUCUUUCUGAAAGGCAUACUCGAUUUGAUCUCCUAUUUUUAAUUGUAGAGAACUCUUCUGCCCUCUCAUUGGCUCAAGGACUUCUUACAAACCUGAUUGGAACCUGAUCAAUUGGAUACAUGAAGAAAGAAUAUUAAAUGGACAUUGGUAACUUUCUGGACUUUCGACUAGUAGGCGAUCACUUUGCCAUAGGAGUAACAUUUUUUAGAUCUUUGAACAUUUUGUAGGCUUUAUUUUUUUAAUGUGGACUUCCUUUAAAUUCAUUUUUGAGAAACUGUAUAUUUGUUUUUGCAAGAACUUGGAAGCCAAGAAGGGCAAAAAUGUAGUAAAAUGUGAAGCUGUUUUUAAAGCUUUUCCUUUGUACAGAAAAGAAGUUGUACUUUUCUCUCUAUAGAUU
Molecule: messenger RNA, 1590 nt
Organism: Merops nubicus (carmine bee-eater)
Lineage: Eukaryota; Metazoa; Chordata; Aves; Coraciiformes; Meropidae
Product: lamina-associated polypeptide 2, isoforms beta/gamma-like
Exons: 9
Source: RefSeq, a predicted model, not a curated record